AUGUGGAAACGACGCGGCGGUCGCAGCUCGGCUCUGGACCGAGCUCAGGCGCUGCUGUCCGGCAAGAGGAGCAGCGGAGGAGCCGCCGAGUCUGUGGAGGAGUCUGCGGCCCAAACACGGGGACACACGGGUGUUGUUGGUGAAUCUGUGAAAACCAGACCUGUUUCCCCAAACACACACCUGUUUUUGUCAGAUCUGAGCGACCUGUCCUCAGUCAGCUCAGCACCUGAACAUGGACCUGCUGACACCCUGGACUCUGCUGCUGCUGCUGCUGCUGGGAAGAACCAGGGAAGAGAGGGCGACUCUACAAAGGACCUCAGACCUCAGAGCUCUCUGGGUGGAGGCGGGAGCAGAUUCCUGAAGAAAGCUCCACCACCUGUAACCAUCAGCAGCCAGUCACCUGUCAGGAAGGGCCACAUCCAGCAGGACCCUGCACCCAGGAGUGUGUCGUCUUCCCAGCGAGGCUCUCAGACUGCUGCUUUGACGAGACUGGCUCAAAUUGAGAGCCGCAUCCGCAGCCGAAUGCAGGUUCAGGAGCCAAAACCUGCUGAGAGUCUAACCUCUGACCUGAGAAUCUCACCACCAGCAGCCGCCCCGACUCCGGAGGCGUCUGUGCAGCUCUCAGCGCAGCCCAGCAGUGACCAGAGCCCGAGGGGGAAACGUUUCCUCAAGAACAGGUCGGGCAAAGCUGCGGCUGCGGCUGCUGCUGCUCGGUCUCCAGAGGCUGCAGAUGUUGGUGUCAGGUCCAGGUCCAGGUCCAGGUCCAGAGCUGCUGAUGUUCCCUCAGCAGAGAGAGCUGUGAGUCUGGAGAGUGAUGAAGAGGACAUGAGGAAGCUGCUCGGAGACUCGUUUGACUCAAUAGACGACAGCAUCAACAUACCAGGGAGGCCGUCUGUGAAAAGAACGGCAGACAAGACGUUGAGCAAAAACAGUCGGAGGAUCCGCUCCUCACCUCCUCCCGCUGCUGUCCGUCCCUCCUCAUCCUCCAACACAGCACCUCCUCGCUCUCCUGCGUCUCCUCCUCACUGUGGUUCUCCUUUUCGAUUCACCGGUCAGGCUCAGGCCCGCUUCAGCCCCUCUGUGCUCUCCCCAACCUCCUCUCCUCCCCGCACCUCCCCAUCUCCUCCAGGGAGACCGAACUCCUCUCAUCACAGGGCGGGGAGUCCACAGCGCUCCCUGUCCUCCAUGUCCGGCCGCGGGGAGGUGGUCUCUCUGGAGGAGCUCUUCUCUGUCGGGCCUGAAGAUCCCCACAGCGAGGCGAGUUCAGUGACCUCUGAAGGUGAGAGCUGAGUCGACUUAAAAUCAGCUGAGUUCUCCUCUGAGUUUACCACUUAUUGUUUUAACCCUUUGAUCAAAAAAACAUAAAAAAUGA
Plectropomus leopardus (leopard coralgrouper) is the source of this 1372-nucleotide messenger RNA. NCBI's taxonomy places the organism in Eukaryota, Metazoa, Chordata, Actinopteri, Perciformes, Serranidae. The record is from RefSeq and is a predicted model, not a curated record.